ACUUGUCAUUGAGCAUGGACUGAGGGUGCGCUGCUAUUUGAAGAUAGCACGACUAUCGUUUCAUCGACUUGCCAUUUAUUUUAAACACUGCUAUUUGCUUUAUAGCACUUGUUCCAUACAGAUUUCCCUCAUUACUCAGAAGAGCGAUAUAAAAACUGAGAUGGCGGAGGCUCAGGCCUUUGUGACCCUGGCCACCACAGAUGCCUAUAGCAUGGGAUGUUUAGUGGUAGGCAAAAGUUUGCGCAGGCAUGGAACAUCAAGGAAGUUAGUGGCUAUGGUUUCCCCCAAUGUUUCCAGAGCAUCAAGAUUGGCCCUGGAGGACGUGUUUGAUGAAGUUGUAGUGGUAGAUGUGUUGGACAGUAGAGACAAGACUCAUCUCACCUGGCUGCGACGUCCUGAACUGGGGGUCACCUUCACCAAACUCCACUGCUGGACCCUUACACAGUACAGCAAGUGUGUGUUCUUGGAUGCAGACACGCUUGUACUGUGUAAUGUUGAUGAGCUGUUUGAAUAUGAAGAAUUGUCUGCUGCUCCUGAUCCAGGCUGGCCGGAUUGCUUCAACUCUGGGGUAUUUGUGUUUAGGCCCUCCCUGAAUACCCAUACCCAAAUACUGGAACACACUGCACAGCACGGCAGCUUUGAUGGAGGAGACCAGGGCGUUUUAAACACUUUCUUCAGUGACUGGGCAGUAAAAGAUAUCAGAAAGCAUUUACCAUUUGUGUACAACCUCACAGCUGGUGCCAUUUACACGUAUCUACCAGCAUUUCAGCAGUAUGGCCACCAUGCAAAAAUUGUCCACUUCCUGGGUGGGACUAAGCCCUGGCACCUUUCAUAUGAUCCACAGGCUGCCAAUGAGUCAUCUUUAAGGGAUUCCAGCAAGAACUUUAUGAAUUUAUGGUGGGUGGAGUACUACAGUCAAAGACAGCUACAAUUUAAGAAGGAUGACAAGAAUAAAGACUAUUCAGCACAGCAGUUGGUUUCUCCACAGACACAUCAGACUCCAUCACAAAGCCAAACGAGCAGCACUGAAACCCACCACAAAGAGAUGAUGAUGCCCUCUCUACCUCUGACUUUGUACUCACUAACAAUCAGCUCUAGCUCAUCUGAAAAGUCAGAGGAAUCGAAUAUUCUCUUUGAUGUCCUGUCUGGUGGGGAGACUGAAGAGACCCCUACUGUAGUCAGCCCUCCAUCUGAGCACGAGAGUGAGCGCACAGAACCAGAGACUACUGAUGAUUCUGCCACAGCCACUGGAGAAGCUAAUAUUCUCUUUGAUGUCCUGUCUGGUGGGGAGACUGAAGAGACCCCUACUGUAGUCAGCCCU
Sinocyclocheilus rhinocerous is the source of this 1321-nucleotide messenger RNA. RefSeq names its product glycogenin 2 (gene gyg2). NCBI's taxonomy places the organism in Eukaryota, Metazoa, Chordata, Actinopteri, Cypriniformes, Cyprinidae. The transcript is spliced from 9 exons. The annotation marks the transcript as partial. Gene Ontology annotation, molecular function: glycosyltransferase activity. The record is from RefSeq and is a predicted model, not a curated record.